Messenger RNA from Carassius gibelio (silver crucian carp), 4803 nucleotides. RefSeq names its product proto-oncogene tyrosine-protein kinase Src-like. Gene Ontology annotation, molecular function: growth factor receptor binding; ATP binding; non-membrane spanning protein tyrosine kinase activity. Gene Ontology annotation, biological process: cell differentiation; negative regulation of intrinsic apoptotic signaling pathway; osteoclast development. The record is from RefSeq and is a predicted model, not a curated record. The transcript has 12 exons. Lineage: Eukaryota; Metazoa; Chordata; Actinopteri; Cypriniformes; Cyprinidae. Gene Ontology annotation, cellular component: extrinsic component of cytoplasmic side of plasma membrane. The coding region runs from base 446 to 2011 and encodes 521 amino acids.
GUAACGUAGUAAAACAGUGUCACGUCAAAGCGCCCUGCCCUCUCUGCUGCCUUCCAGUUUCACAUCAUCAUAUGGGUGUCUUGGGUCUCACUCCCCCUUCGGUCGUUCGCGGUUUCUCAGGGACGACCUAAAAUAUAUAUCCAGGCAUCAGAUGAUUGCUGACGCUGGAUAUAUUAGUUGUUACCGGCGUGACAUUGUUAUUUACAUGACUCGUGGAGCUGUGCGCGUUCCCAGGCAACCCCCGUCAUGAACGCGCACUGAACGCACUCACUGACUCGAUCAGUUUCAUUUCUUCUAUCAGAGCCGGUCGGUGUUAUAGACUAUGGAAAGCUGAGCCUCAUUCAUUCAUACAGCGAAAACAGUUACUCAAAGGUCAACCAGAGCAGCCGGAAAACGAAAGGAUUUUAUUCACACCACAGUCGUGGUUCUCGACAAGGCUUAGGCGAUGGGUGGAACCAAGAGUAAACCCAAAGAUGACGAUGGCACCAGAGGACACCAUCCCAGUCCCAACCAGUCGUCCGUUUCACACAUCCGGAGUGUACCGGUGGACGACCCCAGACAAAGCCCCCAGCCCAACAUCAGCAGCCCGGAGCAGGCACUGUUUGGAGGCUCGAACUCGAAGAUAAUCACGCCUCCUCAAACGCUUUCUGGCGGCGUGACCACGUUUGUGGCUUUGUAUGACUACGAGUCACGAACCGCCUCUGAUUUGUCAUUCAGGAAAGGAGAACGACUCCAGAUUGUCAAUAACACGGAAGGCGACUGGUGGAUGGCUCGCUCGCUGACUACAGGAGAGAGUGGAUACAUUCCCAGCAAUUACGUGGCACCGUCCGAUUCCAUCCAGGCUGAAGAAUGGUACUUUGGAAAAAUCACACGCAGGGACUCUGAGCGGCUCCUCUUGAGUCUGGAAAACCGGAGAGGAACUUUCCUGGUCAGAGAGAGUGAGACAACCAAAGGUGCCUACUGUCUUUCCGUUCUGGAUUAUGACAACGUCAAGGGUCUAAAUGUCAAACAUUACAAGAUCAGGAAGCUGGACAGCGGGGGAUUUUACAUCACGUCGCGCACACAGUUCAGUGUUUUACAGCAGCUGGUCAACCACUACCGCCAGCACGCAGACGGCCUGUGUCACUGUCUGACUGACGUGUGUCCCGUGCUGAAGCCUCAGACUCAGGGCCUGGCACGGGACGCCUGGGAGAUCCCACGAGACUCUCUGAGACUGGACGUCAAACUGGGCCAGGGUUGCUUCGGAGAGGUCUGGAUGGGCACUUGGAACGGCACGACACGCGUGGCCAUCAAGACUCUGAAGACUGGCACUAUGUCUCCUGAGGCCUUCCUGCAGGAAGCGCAGGUGAUGAAGAAACUCAGGCACGAGAAGCUGGUGCAGCUUUACGCAGUCGUCUCCGAGGAGCCCAUUUACAUCGUCACUGAGUACAUGGGACAAGGAAGUCUGCUGGAUUUCCUGAAGGGUGACAUGGGGAAAAUGCUGCGGUUGCCUCAGCUUGUGGAUAUGGCCUCUCAGAUCGCCUCUGGAAUGGCGUACGUGGAAAGAAUGAAUUAUGUGCACAGGGACCUCAGAGCUGCCAACAUCCUGGUGGGUGAUAACCUGGUGUGUAAAGUGGCUGACUUCGGCCUCGCUCGACUCAUAGAGGACAACGAGUACACGGCCAGACAGGGAGCCAAGUUUCCCAUCAAGUGGACUGCGCCAGAGGCAGCACUUUACGGCCGCUUCACCAUUAAAUCUGACGUGUGGUCGUUUGGGGUCUUACUGACGGAGCUGGCAACCAAAGGCAGGGUGCCUUAUCCAGGUAUGGUGAACCGGGAGGUGCUGGACCAGGUGGAGCGUGGCUACAGGAUGCCCUGUCCCGCCGAGUGCCCCGAAUCCCUGCACGAGCUGAUGCUGACCUGCUGGCGCAAGGAGCCCGAGGAGCGGCCCACCUUCGAAUACCUCCAGAGCUUCCUGGAAGACUACUUCACCUCCACUGAACCACAGUACCAGCCGGGCGAGAACCUCUAGAGAUGCAGAUCCAGUCAAGUGUGAGAAAAGCAAAAAGGAUAUCAUUUCCCGGACCGGGAACGCGGGAUGUUUGUGGCAUAACCCAAACAAUACUGAUCCACACAGGCGACAACGCCGCAUCCAGCUAAAUCCGCUCAUUUAAAGCAACUUAUUGGGUUUUCACAUGGUUUCAGAGUUAUAGCAUCUAUAAUAUAAUCGCAUGUUUCUCCGCUUUCAUCGCAGAUGAGCUGCAAACAGCAAGACAAGAUGCAUCUUUUCUGCAAAGAAAUUCAAUAACAAAUUGCAUCUUCAGCCGUCGUCGUUUCUGUUGAUAAUUGUUGCGAGGAUUUUUUCCUGAAGCUCUGCGGAUUGAUCCCUAGCUGUUUUCUUGACCUCAAUGUACCACCCCUUCUCUCCUAAACCCUUUUGGCAGAUGCUCCAGAUCUGUCAUUCAUCUCCCCUCCCACAAUCCCUCUCUUCUUUCCUCUCCCAUCCCCCCACGGACCCCCAAAGUGUCAGCUCCAUCAGCUCUGGUGUUCGCCGUGAACCCUGCGACCCGUUCCCGUUAAUGUCUUCCAAUAGAUAUCCAGAGGCUGUAUCUGAACAUAGUAUUUUAUGCCUUUUAAUGGUAGAAAUUAGCUUUUUUUGUCCUAUUAUGCUUAUUUGUUUCUUUUGUAAUAACCUGGAUAGACUGGAAUAAGAAGCUGAUUGGUUGAACACUUGGUCACAUGAUUGGAAGUCGCUUCUGAAUUCUGAAAUCCUUUUGAUAUGGACUCAAAUAGAGAGUCGUUCAGAAUGUGGUUUCAUUUGAUACAGUCAUUCUACUCUUCUAGUAUUCAACACAACUACUGAUAUAAAGCAUUGUUUUUGUUUAAAGCAGAUAUGACUGUAUAGUCUUACUUUGUGUGGCGAUACAAAGGAAAAAAAUGAAUUUUGUACUGUUUUAUUAUGUAUAAAAUGUAUUUUUAUUAAUGUUGUUUUUGUAACAAAGAGGAUGAGCAGGAUUUGUAAUUAGAAUUUAAAGGAAUAGUUCACUGAAAUGAAACAUUUGUCAUUUUCUAACCCUCACGUCAUGUAAAACACAAACUGAGAUGUUUAGGUGAAUGUUCAUGCUCCUCUUUUCCAUAUAAAGUACUUUUACAUUUAUUGCAUGAGAAAAACGUCCUCUAAAUAUCUCUUUUUGUAUCCCAUGAAAACGAUAACAGCGUUAAUGUUUGGAAUAAUACGAGGGUGGUGAAUUAUGACAUCAUUUAAAUUUGUACACUGGAAAAAAAAAAAAGUUUACCCCUUUUAGUAUUUUUUUCUUGUUUUCCCAUUACAAACAUUCAUAAAUCAAGCAAAAUUAUAUAGGAGAGUUGUUUUCUGAAAUUAAAUGAUUUUAUGUUUAAAACAAAAAAAGAUAUCUGGCAACCUUUAAGAUUAGGUAUUUUCUUACUCAAUUGUCAGAUAUUUUUUCUCACUUUAAGCAUGAACUCGCUUAACUUUGAUCUUUUUUUUUUUUCAGAAAAGAACACUUUUUAUCGUAAGUAUUUUGCUUCUAAAGUUGAUUUGGGAACAUUUGCACUGGAAAACAAGACAAAAGCACUAAGGAAGAACAUCUGCUUCUGUAGUGUCAGGGAACUAUUGCCUUUAUCACUUAUGAAUAUUGUUCAAGAGAUGUUUGAACUGACUCCUCAAAGCUUGUUAAAUGCUUAAAUUUCAAAUGUUUUAUCUUUUCGGCUUUUUUGAGACAAAUUCUGACACGUGCCGUCAAAGUCGCCAAUAUGUUAUAUGCAAAAUAGCCAUUGUUAUAUAUAAUUGUGGGUAACGACCUCAGUCCCAUCACUGCUACUUUCCAAUAAGAUUCACAGAAAGCCAUGAACCUUGUCUGUGAGGAGUUAGUGAUGGUUUGAGAUACCCAAAUAAAUAAUAUAAUUACUGCUGAGACAAUGUAGAAUGAAAUCAAUUUGAGUUGUAGGGAUGUUGGUGCUGAUAUGAUGAUGGUAAGGGUUUGGAAAUGUCCCGACGAGUUCUUUAGAAUGGCAUGCAGCUGUAAUCGCGGUACUUUAGCUGGUAGAUGUGUAACGCCGGUCCAUAUUCUGUAAAUACUUUCGUAUGUAAAUAUUAUUUUCAUAUUUAUUCAUAUUGCCUCAGUUUAUGUUAAGCAGAGCUUUGCUUGUUUCUCCCCGUAAGAUCAAGGCUAUGGGUAGACAUUGGAUCCUGCGCGAAGCUGACUGCAAAAUAGUUGUAUUCUGCAAAACCAGUUUUCCUACUGCAAAUGAAUGCAUAGAGAAGCAGCCAAUCACAAAACAGGAAGAAUUCACAGAUUCAAAUCACUUUCUUUAUUUUUAUUUACAGUAAGAAGCUCACCUUUAUGAAUCAUUUCGUUAGGUGUGACUUUGGCACUAAAGUAUUGUGUUUUAUUAUUACUUUUUAACUUGCAAUAAAUCUGCUGUUGAUUUUGACAGGUAGUUACUGCAAAGUAAACUGCACUGUAUGCAUUGCUCUGAUUGUAAUACGACUUACAGAGGAUAUUUGACGAUGGAGUGGUCUUGGUUCGUGCUGUAGAACUGGAAAAUAAAAUGAUGACAAGUAAAACAAUAUUAGUGCAUCCCCAUCUAAUGUAUUCAAACUAUGCAGUUGUUUUCUAUGAGUUGCGUGUUUGUAUUUUAACUGCAGUUGCUCACAAUCAGAUUCCAGGUACUUGCUCCCACUGUACAGUUCUGCAGUGACUGGUUUCAAAAUAUGAAAUAAUACUGAAAUGAGUUUUGUACUUUAAAAAAAUUAUGACAUGGUGUUAUCUUUUUUUUAGUGCAAUAAACUAUGUUUCUAAA